Alternaria atra is the source of this 1527-nucleotide messenger RNA. RefSeq lists its product as uncharacterized. Gene Ontology annotation, molecular function: iron ion binding; monooxygenase activity; oxidoreductase activity, acting on paired donors, with incorporation or reduction of molecular oxygen. The record is from RefSeq and is a predicted model, not a curated record. NCBI's taxonomy places the organism in Eukaryota, Fungi, Ascomycota, Dothideomycetes, Pleosporales, Pleosporaceae. Bases 1 to 1527 code for a protein of 508 amino acids. The transcript is spliced from 5 exons.
AUGUUAUCUUUUGCUGAUGCAGUAAAUUUUGCUGCAGCCAUCACGCUGGUUUGCGUUGGAUACGUUGGUGUCUGGCGUUUGAUCUGGAGUCCACUGAGCAAAUUUCCUGGACCGAAACUUGCCGCUUUGACGCUUUGGUAUGAAUUCUAUUUCGAUGUGGUUCGAGGCGGCAUGUACAUCUGGGAAAUUGAGCGGCUUCAUAAAAUAUAUGGUCCCAUCGUUCGCAUCAGUCCACAUGAGCUACACGUAAACGAUCCCCAAUGCUACGACGAUAUAUACGCUUCCAGCCAUCGUGCAAGAGACAAGUACACAUGGCAAGUCAAGAGUGGAGAUUCGGCUCAAGCCAUGGGCUUUACGGUAUCGCACGGACUACACAGGAAACGGAGACAAGCCGUGGAUCAUUUCUUCAGCACGCAAAGUGUUGCCAAGUUGGAAGACAGUAUUCAUCAGAAGAUCGAGAAGCUAUGCGGUCGGAUAGAGCAAUACAAAAAGGCACAGAAACCAAUCAACCUUACGGACGCAUACCUAGCCUUGACAAUGGACAUCGUCGAAUCCUAUUCCUUCGGUGUUUCCUCAAAUUUACUGGAACAUCCAACAUUCUCAAGCGAAUGGGGCACUACCAUUACUGGCAUAAUGAGCAAGACUGCUUUACUCAAUCACUGCGGCUGGAUUCCGAAACUUAUCAAGCUCAUGCCGAGAAGAUUGGUCGAAACCAUCGAGCCGAGUUUGGCCAUGAUGAAUGACAUGAAGGAACAUGUUUCGCAACUCAUCAACGCGGUCAUAGAACGGCGUGCUCGUGGAGACAAGGCUCAAUACCGCACGAUCUUCGACAACAUAAUGGAAGACGAAGAGCUUCCUGCCCAGGAAAUGACUGUAGCUCGAUUAACGGACGAGGCAACUAUUCUGAUCAUUGCAGCCUCUGAGACGCCAGCCAAAGUCCUCGCUCUCAUUACAUUCCACCUGCUCCGUCGUCCAGAUUUGGUGCGCAAGAUAAGAGAGGAAGUGAAUGGAGUUACCACGACCGUCUCACAAAGACCAUCGCUCAGUCAGCUUGAACAGUUGCCGUACUUAUCAGCGGUUAUAAAAGAGGGUCUUCGCUUACAUGGUGGCAUUGUCGCCCGUAGCUCUCGCGUUUGCACCAGCGAAACUCUUCGCAUCGGUACCUUUGAUGUGCCACCCGGAACUCCAUUGAGCACUUCUUCAUACUUCAUUCAUCGGAACCCCCACUUGUUUCCUGAGCCCUCACAAUUCUUACCCGAGAGAUGGCUGGUCAAAGAUGAAACACGAGAACUUGACCGUUAUUUAGUAGCAUUUGGCAAAGGAACUCGAAACUGUGUAGGGAAGAACCUAGGCCGAGCCGAGCUCUACCUCGCUCUAGCGACAGUGCUAAAAACCUUCGACUUUGAGCUGUUUGAGACAGACGAGACAGACGUUGAGUUUGGGAGAGAUUGUGGUAAAAGAAGAAGAAAGUUCAGCUAUCAUAACAUUGAGCAAAUCAUCUCCAUCGUUCUACGCAUCUUAUUGUAA